CAUUCCCCUACCCACCAAGAACAUCGACCACGACUACACCAUACAUUGGUCAAGGGUUACACAGUGAACAUCACGUACUACACAGUAUGCAGUUAAACUUCACCCAUGUUCAAAUAUAUGACAAUAAUUGUUGAAUGUAUAGUUACAAGUUUGGAAGGAAGGCAAAUAGUAACCAGUCAGCAGCCCCACCCCUGUGUAUGUAGCUAAGGGCUCAAGAUGCAACAUGGUGACGACUGUGCAUCAUAACAACGGAUUUUGAAAAUUGAAGUGUCACUUAAAGUGUCAUCCGAGGAUUGCACAUGUAUAGUGGACUGCUUGAUGGAGUACACAGCCAGGGGAUACUACAGUAGCAUGGGCAGCAACCAAACUAGUGUGGAGAAGACCAACAUCACCAAUGAAGCCGAGGCUAGAGGCAAGAAAGCUGUCAAGGAUGAAGUGAACAAGAGAACAGGUCAGACGAACAAAAGCUCCCAAGCAGCUGGGAAAGAAAACACAACCAAUCAGAAAGGUCAAACAGGGAAAGGAAGUACCUCAAACAAUGCACAAGCAUCUGGCAGAGGCAACCAGAAGAACCAGGUUGGAAAGGAAACAACUAAUGGGUCCACAGCUCAAGCACCUGGGAAGCGAACAGCUAAAGGUACUGCACCACAGGCAACUGGGAAGGGAGGAACAGCUAAUCAAAAGGGUCAAACAGGAAAGGGACCGACUGGUACUUCACAGAAGUCAGGCAAAGGUACUACAGCUAAUCAGAAAGAGCAUUUUAGAGAGGAGGAAACACAGGCUAAAAAGGGAAAUGUCAUCAACCAAUCAACACCCCGAAAUGGCGCUUCCAAUGAUUCCAAUCCAAAAGGACAGACAGGAAAAGCAACCAAUGCACAGUAUGGCAAAGGCGGCUCAAAAACACCCAGAAAUGCCCCUGGUAAGGCCAAUAAUAACAAAAGUGGUAAUAGAUAUGAAACAAAGGUUGAUGAAAUUCUCGAUGAUUUACCUUAUGGACAAGACAAGAAAAAGCAGAUGAGCCCAAACAGUAAGUCUGGACCCCAACCAGGUAGAAGCGACAGUCCAUUAUUUGAUAGAUUCAAUAAGGAUGCUAGAGACCAGAAGGGGAGGUUUCCUGAUAUCAAUGAAAACAAUUACGUCAGUUCAAGAGAUAUGAAAGAGAAGCAUGAUAAGAACAGAAGCCCCAGUCCUAAUUCCUUGAACCAGAAUACAAGACUAACCUCGAAUGAUGAUAGGAAAGGAAGGGAUGACAGUCCCAGAAGAGGAUCAAAUGCUAGUCUUCGUAGGGAUUAUAGUCCAGACCGACAAGAUGACUACAGGAACGAUGGACGAGAUGACAACAGAAAAGAAAAUGGACAAUAUGAAUACAGAAGAGAUGGCAGUCCAGGCAGGGAAAGUCCAACUUUUGACCAAUACAAGGACAAAAUCGAAACUAAGACACGUGGAAGACGAGAAAUGCUUGCAAGAUCUUCAGAGAGGAUGAACAUGUAUGAUGAUGAUGAUGAUGAAGAUGACACUAAUGAUGACAAGUCUUCUCAAACAUCAAGGGUGCAACGAGAGAAAAUUGAAACUCAUCUGAGAUCUAGUAGAGUUCCCGAGACAAAAGUGAGAGGCCUUGCAUUACGUCUUUCGCAAGUAUAUUCUGGACAAACAGAUCAGACUCCCCGUACAUUUGAAGGACAGAAAACUGAAAGACUACUACGAAAAAUCAUUCAUAAUGGCCUUGAUCCGAUUGUGAAUGGGUCAAAGGGUAAGACAAAUCUGGACCGGUUUGAGAACGAUCCUGAGGGCUUGGCUCAGAAGGUGUCGGAGAUGGUACAUCAAGUGGAGAUGGACCUUCAGGACUGCAAGACUGGACUCAACAUUGUAGAGGACAAUGAGGAUGAGGAAGAGGAGGAAAGGGGCAGGAGAACAUCAAGAGAUGCGAGUCCUCAUAAAAAGGGCAAAGGAAAAGGUGGAAAUCAAACAAGUCGAGGGAAGAAUGGCCCUGGCAAUAAGACAAACCGAGAAGGUCAGAAGACAAAGAAGGAAUCUGGACGAGAGAUUCGUCAAAAGCCUGGGCAACCAGCUGCUCUAGUGAUCCAGGACGGGAUACGAGAGCUGCAGACUCAGCAUGAUAUCCUCCAGGGUAAAUAUGAGCAUCUGCUGAAUGAGAGGAACAUGCUACAAUCAGAUGACAACGAGAACAAGGAAAUGGUGGGGACAUUCUUCCAGGAAAACAGGAAGCUGGAGCAGGACCUGAAGAAGGUGGAGCAGGAGUCAGGAUACCUCAACCAGACUCUAGGCAAGGUGAAGUCUGAGGAGCAGAAACUACGCACAACACUGAAGACAGUUGAUGAAGAGAGGACUUUGCUCAGGUCGGAGAACAAGGAGGUUGUUGGAACACUGAAGGGAUUGACUCGGGAACUCAACAAACUUCAAGACGAAAAUGUUCAGUUGAUGUCAGAGAACACCUCAAUGCGUAGUGAUGUCCGACGCCUGCAGGAGCCAGACAAGAAGAUGGUCGGCCAGAUACAGCAGCUGACGCAGGAGGCAAAGGAGUUGAAGACCCAGACACGGCGUCUGGAGGGGGAGAAGGGGGCCUUGAGGGCCAGUCUACAGAGGAUGGAGGCCACGCUGGACACUGUCCAGACUGAGAAGAAGGAACUGAUGCAUCACAGGGACACAGUACUCCGUGAGAAGAAGAAGCUGGAGGCCAUGAGCAAGAAGUUCUUCAACUCAGGCUCAUUGUUUGACUAGGGAUGGGUGCCAGGCAAGACUGAUGGUUCAGACGUCGGCUCAUGACACAGGCCAUUAACUAGUAGCUGGGAUACAAUGAGUGCAGCCAUACAUGGUGGCCCCUGUUGUGGUGUAGCAAGAACAAUGCAUAAAUCAGUCUAAAAUAUUAUCCAUUCACUCACUGUUUAAUUAGACUGGCUGUACUUAUUAAACAACAAUAAUACAGUUAAGGAAGAAAAAAGAAUUGGUUCUCAGGCAAUGUUUUCCUAAACAAGUGGCCUCCUCAGUGCCUAAGCUGCAUGAAAGAGUAGGGGGUCCGUAGAUACAGAUCCAGACACUGUUGUAACAAGCCUCAAGGACCUCAGGGCCCUAGGAUCCCCUGUAAUUUCAGACACUGCCUAUUUACUAUGUGAAUAAUUGUGCAAAGACAGAAGGUUUUUUCCUGUUUCUGUAUCUUGUUUUAGUAUGGAAGGUGGGAGGAGAGCACUAUGCUGGCCAGUAGCGGCCCUGGAGGGAGGACGCAAAGCCCUCCAUUGGCCUAGCAUGCAGGAGAUUUGGGUGUAGGCAAUGCCAGUCCACGAUUGUUCUCACAAACCAUGAGUGAUUAUAUAGACUUGUGGUAGCCUGCUGCAUUGGUUAUAUCCUCUUGAGUGUUUACAGUAUACGUGUAUAUCCCUCAGCAGGAUUACUUGAUGUGAAAACCAGCAAACUUUGUGGCCUUUACAAGUCGUAGAGGUCACUACGCUGGGAUGUAGUUCUGUGGCUGGAUGGCAGCCACCAACCCUUCUCCCACUUUGUAUAAAAGGAGUCUUUGACAUCUUUGUCGAUUUCGUAGUCUCCAGUAAUGAAUCUGGCUGCUUACCGCUGUACUUUUUCGAGUUUCUCUAUGUCCUUAUGGGUACAGGGAUCCCACACAGUCACUCCAUAUUACAUGAUUGAUCUAAUCACUAACGAAAUAUACAUGUAUAUACAUUUCGUCACAUUUAAAACAUAUACCUCCAGCUUUGAACCCAUUGCUCUAAACUUACCAGGUCUUUGUACAAUCUCUGAUGGUCCUUUAGGGAUCUAAUAGAUCGGUAGAGCACACAAAAAAGGCUUAAUACCUGAGAACCAAAAAUAUGUUUUUUAACCUUAGGGUGACUGCACAUUCAGACUAACUGUACAUUUUCAAGUACAUUGAUGAAGAAACAAACUUAACUCAUUACAAAUACAGUAAAUCUUGAAAUUAACGCAAGCGUGAAUUAAAUGCAAUAAAUGUCAGUGGUCUUUGCUCGCAUUACUGAACUUCGCAUUU
Messenger RNA from Haliotis rufescens (red abalone), 4012 nucleotides. RefSeq lists its product as uncharacterized. The coding region runs from base 319 to 2739 and encodes 806 amino acids. The record is from RefSeq and is a predicted model, not a curated record. NCBI's taxonomy places the organism in Eukaryota, Metazoa, Mollusca, Gastropoda, Lepetellida, Haliotidae. The transcript is spliced from 7 exons.